AUGGACCCGUUCUCCGCCGUCUGCGAGAACUUCGGUCUGGUCAUUAACACGCAGAAGACGGUGGUGAUGCACCAACUGCCACCCAACUCAGCCACAGCCCCCAACGCGUCGCCGCAAAUCAGCGUGAAUGGGACCCUACUGCAAGUGGUGGAGAACUUCCCGUACCUGGGCAGUACUCUCUCCCGCAACACCAAGAUCGACGACUAAGUCGCCAACAGGAUCUCGAAAGCCAGUCAAGCCUUCGGUCGCCUCCAAAGCACAGUUUGGAAUCGCCACGAUCUUCAGCUGAGCACGAAGGCCGUCAUCCUGCCAACACUACUGUAUGGAGCGGAGACUUGGACGGUGUACGCAAAGCAGGCACGCCGUCUGAACCACUUCCACCUCAGUUGUCUUCGUCGCAUCCUGAGGCUGAACUGGCAGGAUCGAAUCCCCGACACUGAUGUGCUGGAACGGACGGAAAUCCUCAGCAUCUACGCCAUACUGAGGCAAAUGCAGCUGCGCUGGAGCGGCCACCUGGUGCGCAUGGACGACGAGCGACUACCCAAACGACUCUUCUACGGAGACGUCGCGACGGGUUCUCGCCGUCAAGGAGGCCAGAUUCGCCGUUACAAGGAUACCCUGAAGUCCUCCCUGAAAAGCCUGCAAAUCAACCCCACCAACUGGGAGGAGCUCGCACACGAUCGACCGACCUGGAGGAGGACAGUGAAGACAGGCGCUGCGAUCUACGAAGCCAACCGCAUCGCUGCCGCCAAAGCGAAACGCGAAGCCCGCAAAUCACAACUUCGCCCAGUACGCAACGCCGCCGCACAACCGCUUCCAACGUGUCCUCGAUGUCAACGGACAUUCCUGGCUCGAAUCGGACUUGUUGGACAUCUUCGGAUUAACUGCGCCUCUCGAAUUGCACCAACCAUCGUCCCCCCGCCCGCCUCUUCCUCCUCCUCUCCGCCGCCAACUAACUCUGACGAUUCUUCUGACCCACCACUUCCAUCCACCUCCUCCUCCUCCUCCUACUCCUCGCCCACUGCUCCAACGACGGCCGCCCAGGCGACUGUCCCGCGCGCAACAACCGACACUACCACCACCUCCCCCGAAUCCAGCGAUGAGGGUCAGGACUACACCUGCCCUCACUGCGACCGCACCUUCACUUCACGCAUCGGCCUGGUCGGUCACUUGCGAAUCCAUCGCACAGAGACUGACGGACUAGUGCCUGAAGCACCAAUCUACACCCGCUGCAGUCGCCUCCACUUCCCACACUGCCCUCGCACCUUCAGGCAUCGCAUGGGCCUCUUCGGCCACAUGCGCAUCCACGAGGGCGGCCUUGACCGCACUCCCGACACACCCACCACAUCCAACACAUCCACCGUGCACACCCCCAACCUCGCUCCAUCCGUCUGCGACACCACCACCACCGCCUCCUCUGUAGCUGACACUGACACCGCCGACUUCUCAUGCCCACACUGUCCACGCGCAUUCACCUCACGCAUCGGCCUGGUCGGUCACUUGCGAAUCCAUCGCACAGAGACUGACGAACCAGUGCCUGAAGCACCAAUCUACACCCGUCGCAGUCGCCUCCACUGCCCACACCGCCCUCGCACUUUCAGGCAUCGCAUGGGCCUAUUCGACCACAUGCGCCUCCACGACGGCCUGCGGUAG
Molecule: messenger RNA, 1653 nt
Organism: Spirometra erinaceieuropaei
Lineage: Eukaryota; Metazoa; Platyhelminthes; Cestoda; Diphyllobothriidea; Diphyllobothriidae
Source: the annotation of a GenBank genome assembly